Salvelinus namaycush (lake trout) is the source of this 1770-nucleotide messenger RNA. Its product is annotated as scavenger receptor class A member 3-like. NCBI's taxonomy places the organism in Eukaryota, Metazoa, Chordata, Actinopteri, Salmoniformes, Salmonidae. The transcript is spliced from 7 exons. The coding region runs from base 1 to 1770 and encodes 589 amino acids. The record is from RefSeq and is a predicted model, not a curated record.
AUGAAAGAAAUCUAUUGCGGAUACGAGAACCAGCUCUUUAAAGAGGAGGAUCUUACUGGGGAGGAGGAAGAGAUGACUUCCUUUAGAGGAAGAACCAGAGGUGGCUGUGUGAAAUGCCAGCAGACACGUUCUCUGCAGCUGGCCGUUAAAGUGCUGUACAGUUUCUUUGCCUUCCUCAUCAUAGCAGUGGCAGUGCUGGCAUCACUUGUGUUUAGGAAGGUCGACAACUUAUCAGAAAAGGAAUCCUUUUAUCAUAAGAAGAUUACCAAGGUCCAGGAAAGUAUACAAGAUCUUAGCACUGCCAGCAACUGCUCGGACUGCUUCAAUGUGGCCCACUUCAGCGAGGAGAUCAGUAGGCUGAAGGGGGAGUUUGAGGACCUCCAGAAGAUGAUCCUGGGUCAGGAGCAGGUCCUGGACCAGGCCUUCCAGACCCAGCAAACCCUGAAGUCAGCCAGCAGCAGGAUGACCCGAGACAUGCAGAACUACUCCCUGUCCAUCAGGCUCAUCAACCAGACCCUGGAGCGUUACGUACACCAGGUGGACGGAUGGAAGGCAGUCAUCACCGAGACGGACGAGAGCAUGAAGACUCUGUCUCAGGAUCAGUAUGACCUCAAGGCCACGGUGAAUCAGGUCAACACCACGGUGGCCCUCAGCUCCUUGUGGAUGGACGCCCUGCAGAGGAAGACCGAUGAGGAGACGCUGGUCCUGCAGAAGAUGACCGCUGACUGGCAGAACUACAGCCGGGUGUUGAGCGGUCUGAAGUCUAACUCUAGCACCACCACUCAGAUGGUGAGGAGCGUCCAGAGCGGCAUCUCGGCCACGCACCAGAGGAUCAGCAUGAGCUCGGAGAUAGUGCACGACCUUACCCUGCAGGUGAUGCACCUGCAGAUGCAGCUGGACAACGUCACCUCCUUCAUGGACGAGCACGAGGAGAACAUGCACGACCUCCACUACCACUCCAAGUACUACGAGAACCGGACGGGCGAGAGGUUCAUCACCAUGGACGCCCGCAUGAACUCCAUCGAGAUGGAGAUUGACACCAUCUCGUCCAGCAUCAACGCCACAGUGAGCCACGUGCAGAGCAUGUACAAGUACAUCAACAUCGAGAGCACUUCGUGCCAGACGCGGCUUGGGGGCCACACGGAGGACCUGCACAACCUGAACACAACGGUGCUACUGCUGAUGCACCUGGCUGACACCCUGAGGCAGCAGUACAUGCUCCUGAGCGUCCGUCUAGACGUGGACGUCAGGAACCUGUCCAUGGUCAUGGAGGAGAUGAAGCUAGUGGACACGCACCACACCCAUGUCAUCCAGAACUUCACCAUUCUGAAAGGUGCACCUGGCCCACCAGGUCCAAAGGGCAACAGAGGGGAAGGAGGGGCCAAAGGUCCAGUUGGCCUGACAGGAAACAAAGGAGACAAAGGCCUAGCGGGGAACCGUGGCCCUCUGGGAGAGAAGGGCUUCAUCGGGCCGGAGGGAGCUCAGGGGGAGCCAGGACCAAUAGGAGCCAGAGGCGGAGUGGGGAUCAAAGGGGCGAAUGGUUCUGUGGGCCAGCUUGGCCCCCGUGGAGAAAGAGGAGAGAAGGGAGAUAUAGGUACUGUUGGUAAGGAUGGACUGCCAGGCCCCAAAGGGCCAAUGGGAAUACAGGGCCAAGCAGGGCUACCAGGGGUGCACGGGCUACCCGGUCCAAGAGGAAAGCCUGGGCCUGUUGGUCCACAUGGAACCCCUGGCCCACCAGGCCUACCAGCUUACCCAGCCACAGUGUCUUGA